Molecule: messenger RNA, 1956 nt
Organism: Ixodes scapularis (black-legged tick)
Lineage: Eukaryota; Metazoa; Arthropoda; Arachnida; Ixodida; Ixodidae
Product: saccharopine dehydrogenase-like oxidoreductase
Exons: 12
Coding region: 251-1564 (437 amino acids)
Biological process (GO): glycolipid biosynthetic process
Cellular component (GO): mitochondrion; lipid droplet; plasma membrane
Source: RefSeq, a predicted model, not a curated record
GCCUCUCGUCUUUUUUUUCUUCUCGUUCUUUUUCGUCCUUGACUCACUUCGCGUCGUCAGCGGAAGCAGCGUUAGCAGCGUCAAGGCAGACUGCAGCGUUGGCCAGUUCGCGUCAAGCCGCGCCGUUUGACUUUAGCCAUCUGCGUCGCGCUGUGCACGUAAACAAAGCUCAGGUCUCGUACCGCGGCCACAGGACUCCACCGAGCAGAGGAUUGUCAGCGAGCGAGACGACUGUUGGAAGCGUUUAGACAUGGGCAGGGAAUUCAACGUGGUCGUCUUCGGGGCGACAGGUGUGACGGGCCAGUACGUCGUCGAAGAAAUGCACAGGACCGCACUAGCCGAGGAUCCCGGCUUGAAAUGGGCGGUGGCUGGCAGGAGCAAGGAAAAGCUGGCACAGACGCUCAAGACAGCCGCACUGAAUCUCGGGCUCGAAGAGAAUGCAUUGGACAAGGUUCCAAUCAUUGUUGCCGACGUGGCAAACCAGAGCUCUCUCGAGGACAUGGCCAAGCGAACCCAGAUCGUCCUCAACAUAGUGGGACCCUACCGCUUCUUCGGUGCGCAAGUUGUGAAGGCUUGUGUUGAGAAUGGUACUCAUCACCUUGAUGUCAGUGGUGAACCACAGUACCUGGAGCAGAUGCAGAUUGAGCACUUCCAGGCGGCGCAAGAGAAGGGCAUAUUUGUCAUCGGCGCCUGUGGCUUCGACAGCAUUCCGGCCGAAAUGUGCCUCACAUACAUGCACAACAAGUUCCAGGGGGACCUGGAUCAGGUGGAGACAUUUGUCACCAUGAAGCACGGACCUCAGGGGAUGAAGAUCAACUAUGCCACUUGGCAAAGCGCCAUCUAUGGCCUCGCCCACUCCUCGGAGCUGGUCGAACUCCGCAAGCAGUCCCGGGAGAAGAUCUUCACUAAGUCGCUGCCGCCAAACCAGUCGCGGCUUGCAAGGAGGAACGGGCUGUUCCAGAGUGACGUGGCCAAGGGAUGGUGCGUCCCCUUCCUGGGCAGCGACCGGUCGGUGAUGCUGCACAGCGAGAUGUUCCGCUACCAGUUCAAGGACAAAAAACCGGUGCAAGUGCAGACCUACAUGAAACUUUCGGGCUUCCUGUACGGCGUGGGCCUCAUCUUCGUGGCGGCGGUGUUUGGCAUCUUGAGCAUGUUCAAGUUUGGAAGGUCGUUGCUCGAAAAUUUUCCCGGUCUCUUCUCAUGUGGAAUGGUCAAAAAGGGUGGGCCCACCCGGGAACAGGCGCUGGCCUGCUCGUUCACAAUGGUGAUCCGGGGACGGGGCUGGAACGAGAGGCUGACUGAACUGUCGGACAAGCACACCACUCCACCCGAGAAGACCAUGGUUGUCAGACUGGACGGUCCAGACCCGGCGUACGUGACCACGGCGAUGUGCCUCGUGCAAGCGGCCAUGGUGAUCCUCAAGGAGAAGGACAAGAUGCUCGGAAAGGGCGGAGUGUUGAGUCCUGGAGCCGCUCUGGAAGCAACUUCCUUUCUGGAGCGCGUGCAGAAGCAUGGCUUCAAGUUCACUGUCGUCGAGGGCGCCAGUCCCAGCCACGACGAGUAGACGAAGAAUGGCUUGUUCACUUCGCCAGGGACCAAGGCGUUGCUGGGAGAAACCUUGUUUUCGAGGCCAGCGGGGCAUUUACUGAUACCUAAUAUUUUUGCCGAAGUUUAGUUGGCUACCAAGCAGGUUUUGCACCUUAUUUCUGUCGACCAAUGUGCCCCUCACAGGCACUUGAUUAUAAUUCGCCACUGAGUUAACGACGGACGGGUUUAAGUUUUAGGGCAAACAGUUCUCUUUCGUGCAGUUUCUUUAAAAUGCACGCUUUUUGCGAGGUUCGUGGAAAGUGUGCAACGUUUGUGCUAUUUUGUUUGCAUGUUGAUUAUUUAAUUGCAUUUCAUGUUGGUGAUUGUAUGCUUUGUGAGCCCUUUCAUUAAACUCUCAAGGUUACCCUC